Cucurbita maxima (winter squash) is the source of this 3014-nucleotide messenger RNA. RefSeq names its product CWF19-like protein 2. The record is from RefSeq and is a predicted model, not a curated record. Gene Ontology annotation, cellular component: post-mRNA release spliceosomal complex. The transcript has 13 exons. Gene Ontology annotation, biological process: mRNA splicing, via spliceosome. Lineage: Eukaryota; Viridiplantae; Streptophyta; Magnoliopsida; Cucurbitales; Cucurbitaceae.
AAAAUUGUCCAUGUACGAAGUAUGAAUGUGGAAGAAACUUUGUUUGGCUAACUAUGAUCUAGGGGUGUGAGAACCCAACCAACCAAGCUCGAACGCAGCUCGAUUCGGAUCGAUUUAGGCAAGUUUCAACUUUCUUUACGCUUUAUUCUGGGCCUGAAGGCAUUAGAUCUGUGGAGAAGUGGUUCGAGCGAAGACCGCCACCGAAUCGCAAUCCCGAAUCUGUCAGAAAUCGCCGCAAAGACGCUGGAGAAACGCGACCGUCUUGCCGGAAUUAGACUACGCCAAUCAAAGAUCGUGGCUUGAGUUUCAAAAAAGGUCGGGCAAUGCUUUCUGGACUCAAAUUUAUUCCUCGAGAAAGAAUUAGUGAUAGUAAUGAGAAACAGAAAAGUAAGGGAAAGUCAACACGUUACAGUAGUUCAGAUGAGGAGUACCAGAACACGAAAAAGAAGAAAUUUGGGAGGAAGAAAUCAUCGAAGGACUAUUCAACAUCUUCAACAGAUAGUGACAUGAGGGAAGAUUUUCACAGGGAUGGGAAGAAACAUCAUACAAGAAAAGCGAGUAAAAGGAAAUCAAGGAGUGAUAGGAACACUUUAGCUAGAGAAUAUUCUACAUCUACUGAUACUGAUGAUAGCUCUAGUGAUAGUGUUGAAAAGCGACGAAAACAUAGGAGAAAAGGUAAAAGAAAUCGGGAUAAGAAAAGAAAGAGUCAACACCUUGGAGAAGAAAUGUUUGAUAGCAUCAGAGAGACUUCUUCUAAAGAUGACAAAGAAAUUGUUAGAAAAGAAAUGGGCUUGGAGUGGAUGCUUAAACCCCAAGAAACGAUGGAGAGAAUCUCAGAUGAAUCUAUUGAUAAUCAACAAGAAGAAGCUCCAAAGGAAAUAACUAAGGUCAAUCCCAGGGAAUUGAAUCCAUAUUUUAAAGAUAAUGGAACUGGUUAUCCGGAGGAGAGUGAUAGGACCAAAUCAGAUAUAGACAAACUUCCACCACCUCGGAUUGUUGGUGAUGGGGGGGCUAGCUGGAGACUUAAAGCAUUGAAGCGUGCUGAGGAGCAAGCAGCUCGAGAUGGACGGAAGCUUGAAGAGGUUGUUGAAGAACGUUGGGGUUCUCUUGGCCAACUUGCUGUCUCGGUAGCGGCCAGGAAAGUGGCACCAUCACGUUCUCAUUUGCAUGCUAUAAGAAAUAGAAAGAGAGGGCUAACCAGUGAAGAUCAAGUUUCAAACAGUCAAAAUGAAAGUGAUUCUGGAAAGAGCUCUGCCAGGGACUACUUGAAGGACAUCUCUUCCAGACAUCCUGAAAUGAGGGAGCCUAAAGUUCGAGAUUCAUUAUCUUGGGGAAAGCAAAAAAGUCAGAAUGUCUCUUCAAAGGAUGCUGGCUUCAUUUCGUUAGCAGUGACCAGUAUAAAUAAAUUCUCAGAUGAUGGAAGUUUUGCGUCUGACUUUCUCAGACAACAAAGUGAAAAUACUAAAGGUGAUCCGGUUAAGACAAAGACGCAAUCACAAAUGGUUGUCUCAACAUCCGACAAGCCCAAUGAAGAUUGUGUUUCAGCGAAGGAUGCAAUGAGUGCAAAUCAGCUGGCUGCAAAGGCAUUUCAGCUUCAAAUGAAAGGAAAACAUGAAGAAGCCCAAAAGCUUUUGCAAGAAGUACAAACUAUGAAGGCAACCAAUAGUGUUGAAGUGAAUUCCAUCAAGCCGCAAAUUGAACAAACCACAUCUAGAAAACACAUUCCAGGUAUACCUAGGAGGAAUAAGGAGGAUGAUACAGAUCUUUAUCUGGCUAAAAGUAUAAUGAAGAACAAGCAGUACAGCAUGUCGGGUCGGGCAGAUAAUGAAUAUGAUUAUGAAGAUGGUUCAGGAAAAACGACUCAAAGAAAAAGGGGAAGUAAUGAUGAUAAGCUAUCUGGGAGGGAUAUUCGUCCAAGGCGUAUGGCAACUCAGGAAGAACGCUGCUUCUUUUGCUUUGAAAAUCCUAACAGGCCAAAACAUCUGACUGUGUCAAUAGCAAAUUGCACAUAUUUGAUGCUGCCUCAGUGGCAGCCUGUGGUUACGGGCCAUUGCUGCAUUUUACCUAUUUCACAUGAAUCAGCCACAAGAAGUGUGGAGAAAACUGUUUGGGAGGAAAUUCGCAACUUCAAGAAGUGUCUGAUUAUUAUGUUUGCAAAGCAAGAGAAAGAUGUGGUUUUUCUUCAAACAGUUGUGGGCUUGGCAAAACAACGUCGCCAUUGCUUGAUUGAGCGCGUUAUCUUAGAUGAUGAUUUAAUCUGUUUCUUUGCUUCCAACAAUAAUAAUCUUUCAUUUCAGGCUAUUGAUGAAGCAGAGGAAGAAUGGAGCCAGCACAAUUCAAAAAACCUGAUAGAUACAAGUGUUCAGGGAUUGCGUGGAUCAAUCCCAGAGAACUUUCCAUACUAACACGUAGAAUUUGGGUUGAACAAGGGGGUUGUGCAUGUGAUAGAGGAUGACGACAAUUUCAAUGUGAUCAGAGGCAUGUUACAGCUAGCUGAGGAAGAUAUGCAUCGGGGACGUAGAUACGAAUCUGUUGAGGUGCAAAAGCAGGCUGUGGCGAACUUCUUACAAGAUUGGGAGCCUUUUGACUGUUUAUUACUAUAUGACUGUUUUAUCUGGGAUUAUCUCAAGGCUGAAUAUGAAGGAGAUGAGAGAAUUCGUGGAAUGAAAGUUCUGAAUUUGAUUAGGAAUUUCGAGUUGCAGAAGAUGGAGUCGGAGUCGGUGAAAGAGUACUUUGACAGACUUCUCAGCAUUGCCAACAAGGUGAGAUUGCUUGGUUAUGUAUUAAAUGAUUCCAGGAUCGUUGAAAAGUUGCUAGUCACUAAUCCAGAGAAGUUUGAAGCCACCAUUACUACUUUGGAGAACACCCAAGACUUGUCAAAGAUUUCUUUUACAGAACUCUUGAAUGUUUUACACGCACAAGAGCAAAGGAGGUCUAUGAGGCAAGAAAGGGUGAUUGAAGGGGCUUUACCAGUUAAGCAUCAAGACAAUAGCGUUUGUUGUACGAACAUGUGA